Messenger RNA from Moneuplotes crassus, 755 nucleotides. Lineage: Eukaryota; Ciliophora; Spirotrichea; Euplotida; Euplotidae. The record is from the annotation of a GenBank genome assembly.
AAAAUUUCAAUAUGGAAUUUGAGAUUCUCACAAAGAAAUGCCUCUGAUGCCUCGAGCCCAUCGAAGGUUUCUCAGAAAUAGUCAAAUUGAUGGACUGAACUCAUGAGUUAUGUGCAGAGUGCUUCAGUCGCUGGAAAAGGAUGAAGGACAUAUGUCCGCUGUGUAGAGUCAAAAUUACCAAAAUCAGAGAGAUUUUCCUAGACAAGUCCAAAAAUUGUGAUGAAGAAGGAUACUGAAAAUCAGCUGAAUACGACUUCCAAUUUGUUAAAGAUAAAUUAGCUGAGGAAGAAAUGGACCUAGCAUGCCUAGAUCACGCUUACUUCCAUGAAGAGCUCCAGAAGCUAACCAAGCUUAUUGUCGAUGUCAAGAGAGAACGCUUUGAGAGAAGAGGAGCAGAAGGAACUGACCAUGAAUGGAAUGUCCUUGAGCAAAUUGAGAUCCAGCUUGACAAUCUGUGUAUUCUCAAUGAUGAACUUGUUCAAUUUGAUAUCCAUGAGAGACUCUCAGAAAUCUAUACGAUGGCUGAGACUUUAUUCAAAAUUAAGACAGGAAAGCUGGAGAAAGAAUUCGUUCCUUAUGUUGACCCAAACUACGAAUACACCGACUUUGACGUCUACAAUGCUCAAUACGAUGAUUACGGAGAUGAGUACUACCAGGAAUGAGAUGAAGAAGCUGAAGAAUUUUACAAAUAUGAAUCCAAUGUAGCCAGAAAAGGCAAGGGGGUCAAGGUGCAUGGCAGGAAGCCCAAAGCAUAG